AGUUUUAUGAUAAUUGUUAAUAGGCAAAGGACAAUGAAUUUAGCUUAUAAACGAUGAAUGAAAGACGGUGCCAGAUCCUAGGGUCCAAAAUGUGAUCCGACUGCAAAUUUUUUGAUCCCCCAUCAUGAUGAUCCAUUCCCAAUAGUUGGCUAUACAUGCCUUUUUAUUAGAACUGUUACUUCUAGAAUGAGUUUUCUAUUCAAAAUGGAAAGAUACGUGACGGAAUGUAAUAUGUUAUGUAUCUGCAGCAAAUUCUUGGUGAGCGAUUUCUUGAAUAUGAAAAGUUUGAAACCACCACUGAGGGCUUUCUUGAGGAUAUUUGUGCUGAUUAUUUCAGACAAGUUGCUUAGUUUAAGGGCUUAAUGGUGCCACAACUGCAAGGACCUCCCUACAAUGUCCCUGAAAUUGAGAGGUUACUUAAUGGAUUCAAUCAUUUCAGCACACUUUUUGGAGCUGUAAAAGUGACACAUCAGAUCAACAUCAUGAAGGAUUGCCUGAAGCAUGGAGAUUUUGAAGCGUCCAAGGUUACGUUUGAGGGUAUUAAAUGGGAAUGUGAGAUUCUGCAGUCCAAACUAGAGAAUUACUUCAAGACGAGGAAACAAGGUCCACCUGCUGAGAUUGACGACAAACCUGAGUACGGGUAUAUGGAUUCUGACAGCGAGUAGGAAUUGGCGUCUCGCGUCAGCCAACGCUUUGAGAAAAUAUAUCUUUUAAGUGAGUGGAUGGAGUAGCUGAAUGUGUGUGGAAAUUAAUGGGAACUUCAAUGUGCUUUUUCUUUGUGUCCGCAAUUGCAGUGUUAAAAACUUGAGUCUGUGAUCUGAAGUCUACUUUUGGUCUUGUUACUCUGUAAUUUAAUUUUCAUGUUGCUUAUGCAAGUUCGUGGAAUAGUCUCUUUUUAUGUUCCUUUUCUCCAAUUGCUUUGUUGUUUUUGAGAUGGUUUUGGAAUUGCAUUAUAACGUGAUAAUAACAAUCUGGUAU
This is a messenger RNA of Lycium barbarum (goji berry), 978 nucleotides long. RefSeq lists its product as uncharacterized. The transcript has 5 exons. Lineage: Eukaryota; Viridiplantae; Streptophyta; Magnoliopsida; Solanales; Solanaceae. Gene Ontology annotation, biological process: phosphorelay signal transduction system. Bases 363 to 665 code for a protein of 100 amino acids. The record is from RefSeq and is a predicted model, not a curated record.